AUGGUCCAUGAAAAUCCUAAAACCAUUCUAAUCGAUCAAGAUACUAUAAGGGCUAAGGCUAUUUCCUUGGUUAUGCCAGAAACUUUUCAUGGAUUGUGCACUUGGCAUAUAAGACAGAACGCUUUAAGGCACAUAAAUCAUCUAUAUCAAAAGAGUUCACAUUUUGGUUUAGAUUUUGAAGCAUGCAUAAAUUUACAUGAAGAGGAAGGUGAAUUUUUGAAUGCAUGA
Molecule: messenger RNA, 228 nt
Organism: Lathyrus sativus (Indian pea)
Lineage: Eukaryota; Viridiplantae; Streptophyta; Magnoliopsida; Fabales; Fabaceae
Source: the annotation of a GenBank genome assembly